AGAAUAUUGUAGUACAGGAGACAUAUGAGUGAACUGGUACUAGGAAAAAAUAACCCAAAUAUUUCAGGGUAGCCUAAGGUGAGUGUAUUCCACGGCUAAUUUUGCUCUUUAUAUCCACAUGCUGCAGAAAUCUGUGUUUUAAAUAUUUUGAGCAUCUUAACUAACCUGUUGAGCCAAAAGAUACAGUUUCCACUCUUUUUUUUAUUAUGGCGUAGUUUUAUUACAAGGAAUACUUUUGUAAGUAGAUAUCACGCUUUUACUUUUCCUGCUUAUAAUAGUAAGGCCUUAUUCAUCUCUUUACAAACAUAAACACCGACCACUUGGUUUAUUUAUGAAGAAACACGAGCUAGUCCAUGCAUUUUGUGCUAAGAUGUCAUGAUGUAAACAAGACUACUUCAGUGACAUAAACACACAAUUGUUCUGUUUUUACUUAUAUAUUAAAUUAUGUGGCUAGACACAUAUGUAUAUAUAUAUCUAUAUAUUUCACACAAGAGUAUGAUUUGAUGAGUAGUAUGUACGGACAGACCGUGAAUGAAAUCAAGUCUUAUUAUUGUUAUAAUUGACCAAUGAGAAGGCAACACCUAAGACUUUAUAAAUAAAUGUUGUUGAAAUGAGUGGGAUGAAUAUUUAUUAUUUAAGAACAUAUCUCAAGCACAAGAAUAAUCAUAUAUACGAACAUUUUUGGGUAACGCCUGAUUUACGAUUAUUUCCUAUAAACAUGAGACAUAUAAUAAUGCAACAUGUACACAACAAUUUAAUUUAAUUAGUGUGAAUAACAUUAUUGCAUCUUACAGUGGAGUAUUCUGUCAUCUACAUAUGACAUCAUUAUCACCAUCUUUUACAACUAAUCAAUAGCUCAUGCUUAAUAAAGUAGCCACUCUCGGUUCAAGCACACAAAUUCCACGUGGAACUCUACCAAGUAAUGACAGGAAUUCAGACAAAGUGAAAAUGCCAUUUUUUCGUAAAUCUCGGUCAACUUCAAAAUCACGUCAGAAUGCAACAUCCUCAGCAAUUUGGAGUAACAACAACAACAACAACACUGUUGUCAAUAGUAGCACUUAUACAAGUAACAAUCCAUCAGAACCAAUAGAAUUAUCAUGGGAACAGGUGGUAUCAACUGAUGGCUUUGUAAAACAUUUUCUUAAAGUAUUUUGUGAAAGAGUACGUAAAGGUGAUCAUUUUAAAACAAUUCGAAUUAUUGGAUCAACAACUGCUGGAUUGUGUAUUAAAGAGCUAGUUGAAACAUACUAUUCUAAGUAUGGAACACGUAAUGACUUUUAUUUAUGCGAAAUAAUCGGACGUAUUCAGCCAAUUUCCAAUGUGAAAUCCAGUACACCUGUAUGGUCAUUUAGCGAACAAAAGGUUCGUCGAAUUGAUGCUAAUGAAAAUAUUAUCUCAUUAUUGCAAAAUACCAGUCCUGGAUAUGGAUUAUGCAGAAGAUUAGAGCUUAGACCUGUAGAUGGUAGAAUAAAUACACCUAUGAGUGAAAGUGGGAAUUUAACCUCUUCACAAGUUAGUAUACGUGAUCCUGUAACUUCACCUCAGCUACCAUUAACCUCACCACGGUCUGGUACACCUGUAAAUGGGAUUACUCUGUUUAAAGAUUCACGUCGUGGUAAUUUCUUCAGGGGUGUACAAAUUCCACAAGGACCGCAUUUUCUUUUGUUACGUGGUAAUCAACCAAAUCGUGAUAUGCUAUUACAUGAUCUUACUAAACUUAUCAUUGACAAUACAAUGCAAUCUUUUAUGACAGUUGGUUAUGGUAAACACGCGGAUAUUCGACUUUAUCCUAUACCAUCUGAAGUACGCUCCACUGAAGGAGGGUGCAUCAUUGCAAAAAUUGUUGGAUAUAAUAUUACAUUAAAGACAUCUGAAUCAUCAGUAAAACGAGGACUGGUGUUUCUUGAACCCUGUGAUCCAAAUGAUAAUACUGAUACUGCGGAUAAAACACCAAAUAAUUCUCGCUCUAAGUGCGAUAAUACUGAGAUAUACAUUAAUAACGAUUUAAUUAAACCAUUGUAUGCUGACACCUUUCAAAGGCGUGAACUUCGACCUGGUGACCUUAUCUUUUUUGGAUCACAUAAGCGUGGUUACAUUUAUCUAUUCAAAGAUCCAAGAUGUAUACCAGAUUAUAAAUUAGAAUUGCCAUUCACAACUAAUCAAAAUUUUUUUGAUAGUGGCAAUAAUAAAACACAUGGGAAUGUGAAAAUUCUUAACGCUUCUACUAGUACUGAUGAAAUUGUCACACGAGCGAGUACUGCUGUUAUCGCUACUUCCAGUGAUUCUAAUGAUAAUGGUUGCAAUGGUGCUGGUAAUCCUGAUAUAAAGAAACAGUAUUCAUCACUAGUUCAACGAUUUAACAGUCCGUCGUCGACAUCUACACUUGAAGAAAUGAAAGAUGAAGACAUACGAUCGAUUCCAGGAAUUAAUGAAUUAGAAUGGAUUAUACAACCGUUACUUGUUCAACUGAGACUAACAGAUGGGACCUCUGUAUCAUCCUCUUCAAUUUCACUGUUGUCAUCAUCAAACUCACAGAAAGUUGUAAAUUUGGAUACAUUAGGUACCUGGGAUGCUAUGGAAACCACAAUAUUGGAACCAUGGAGAUCAGCUUGUCUAUUAAGUCUACUGAUUAGAGCUAUUGGAUUAAAUAAACUGCGCAGUAGCACCAUUACCACUACUACUGGUAACAGUGAUAGUAAGACACUGAAGAAUAACUACAUGGAAGAUCUGAUUAAACAAAUUACAUCAAUACUAUCUAAUUAUCAAAAGCGUGCCGAGUUGACUGAAUCCAACAGAGUGGUUUUUCAAUUUUGGCUUAGUUUAUUCUUCUACGAUUUGGCCACCUAUAUUACAUCUGGAUGGUUAACACAUGACAUUAAAUCACCAUCAAUCGUUGUUGACGGCAAAGAUACAACCACAGUUUCAGUCUCAUCGGCAACGACAACAACUUCCAACUCAGAGCAUCGUCAACAGGAUAAUACUAAAUCAGAGUCAUCAUUAAAUCAUUUAUUCGGUGAACUACAAGCUCCUGAAACACUGGUUGAAAUUGAUGAGUUAAGAAAACUAUUGUAUACGCUUGCUGAUCAAAUAAUUGAUAAAUUGGUUAAAACAACAUGUCAUUCUAUCUCACCAUACAUACCUGCUUUAUAUCAAGGCUCCUUGAACAAUUCACCAGUGCGUUCUCAAUCGGAUGAAAUACGUCUUACAUCACCUACAGAAUGGACCAGUGGUAAUAGCAGUAGAAUGGAACUAUCCAGAUGGUUGAACCAAUUAGUUUUGUGUUUUGAUGUAGCCUUCUAUCCGACAGGCGGUUCACCGUUAUCACCACUGCAAAAUGAUGCUGAAAAUCUAUCCAUAAACUCUUCAUCAUUACAGUCUGGUAUGAGUAAUAAAAUUCAAAAUGGAAUGACACAGGAAGAAUUAUAUAAUCAGCAAUAUCAUUAUUCGAAUCCUCCUCCCCCACCUACUCAUCAGCAUCCUCAUCAUCCCCAGCACCAGCAACAACAACAACAACAGCAACAACAAAACCAAUUGACACCGAAUUCAAGAUAUCUUCAGAAGAGAUCAGAAACUAGUGAUUUAAGCAUGUCAGGUGAUUCUGAUGUAGACAAUGAUAUAUUAAUGAUGAAUAAACAUUCAAGGGGCAAAAAAUUAAGCCUACCAGAUGAUGAGGUAUUUUCAACCGAUUACUCUAGACAAAAUACCUUGCAGUCAACUGAAAAUACAGCAAACUAUCCAAUACAUUCUACAAUGAAUCAUAUAGAAUCAGUAUUUUGGCGUCAACUUUUAGCAAAUAUUUCCUAUGAAGUAUUGAAUACUAUACUGUUUACAGGAACAAUUAAAAUUGACUGGGAAACUGGUACACAACUCUUGAAUGGUGUUAACUGGUUAGAUAACUGGUUAAGAUUACGUAAAUUAGAUAAGCAUAAACGUCCAUUGAAUAUGUUAAUGCAAGUUGCAAGUCUGCUAGCUACGCCUAGGCAACAGCUUUUUAAAAUGACGUGGAAUGAUAUGCGAGAGGCUUAUCCUUCUAUUCCGCCUGCCUUAUUGCGUUUCCUGUUGGAAGAAUAUGAAGAUGGUUUAGGCGUGCAGAAUACAAUCAACUGGAGUAUUGAUGAGAAAGAUGCUGCUGUAGUUGAUGAAGACCCUACCGACUUAAUUGAGAUAGCAUUGAAAGGUUGGAAGUCCAAAGAACGCUUGCGUCCAACAAAGUCGAAUCAUCAACAGUCACCUCCUUAUAAACCAAUGGACCCAUACGGUUUAUGCACUCAAAAUACCAUGAAAAAUUGUAUUUAUCAGCUGGAUACAAAACUGGCAUCUAAUCAAUCACCAGUUAUUCAUUUUCGAUGGCAAGAAUUAAUUCGACAGUUUCCCCCACCAAGAGUUAUACCACAGAUUCAUGGAAAUCGUAAUUCUGCCUUUAAUCGAUCAGCAAUACGUCAUAAAUUAGCAGUAACAAAUCGCAAACGAUUGCCAAUAAAAUCGAGUAAUGGUAGAACAAGUGUAUCACCGUUGAUGAUUAAUCAAGGUGCACUUAUAGAGAAUACAGAAUUCUCACCAUUACCCAGUAAAGCGCAAACAAGUCAAUUUUCAAGCUCAAUAAAUUUAACUAAUGGUAUGAAACCGAGACCUUCGAAUGGUGAACCUGUGUGGCGUGGAAAUCCUAUUUCAGAUAUGAACAAUCAACCAACUGGUGGUUUGGAUAAUAAUCAACAAGCGUUUUAUUAUUUAAAAGGAUUAGCUGCUUCCAUUGGUGGAAUUGAUUUAAUUGGUAAUGGCAAUAAUAAUAAUAACAAUAAUAUGUAUCCGGAUUUGAAUUCAUCAUUUGAGCCUAAAUACGCACACCACCGACAGACAGGUAGUAAAAUGAAUUACUAUCCCCAGGAGAAUGUUUAUCAUAGUCAAGUAUUUAAUCGUAAAGCAAUCAGUCCUCAGUGGUCAAGUCAAAUGUUAGACACUAAUAGAACAGAGACACCAAUAUCUCAUUGGUAUUUUGAUCCACGUCUUCAAGGUCCAAAUGGUUUAUCACAAAGCGUAGGAGAUUUUAAUAAUGGUUCAAGACCACCGUCAAAUUUCCCUUCACUCAGCCGCCUAAACAUAGAUCAGUUGAAUGAAACUGCCAAUGACUGGAAACAAUAUCGGAUGUCAUUACUUGGUCAAGGAUUGGAUAAAAUUAGAACAUCAAGAGCCGGUUCUAGGUCGGCUACACCGGGACUGAUGUCAAACCGAAAUGUCAGCAGCAGUAUGUCAAAUCUACCAACAAAUCCUGUUCCUAACCCUUUUAAAAUUCCAGAUGUUACAAUUCAAGAAACAACAGAUAAUAGUUCGGAAAUAGUAAGUGAGUUGGAUAGAGCAAGAGAUACAGAUUCUGAUGCAAUGAGUUCUGUGAAUCUCUUGGAUAUGAAUCCAGAAAGAGGACUUAGUGAUGUGUUGUCGCGAAGCGGUUUGGGGAAUUCAGUGUCCAAUGUAACACUUCAUAAAGAGCCGAAUUCUGGAUUCGGUUUGGUAUUGGUUGAUGGUGAGCGUACUAGUCUUGAUCAGCCUGGCGUAUUUGUGAAAUCUGUUGCUCCAAACAGUGUAGCUGAUAUGAAUGGAACAUUUAGACUAGGGGAUAGAAUUUUAGCAAUCAAUGGACGUGAUCUGACAAGCAUGACAUAUAAGGAUGCUUUAGCUCUGUUGCGGCAAUGUGUAAAUCAGACAACCUUUACCGUACUGCGCUGUAAUUUACCUGAUCCAGAAGCAUUGCUGAAACGUAAAGAUAUCUAA
Trichobilharzia szidati is the source of this 5766-nucleotide messenger RNA. NCBI's taxonomy places the organism in Eukaryota, Metazoa, Platyhelminthes, Trematoda, Strigeidida, Schistosomatidae. The record is from the annotation of a GenBank genome assembly.